AUGCCGAUUAAGAACAGUGAAGGGGCCAUUUAUUGUUACCGAGCUACCGUCGCCGCACAGCCAUCUUUGAACCUCAGGUGGACGAAGGCAAAAAUGUCGCACAGGAAGUUCGAGCAUCCCAGACACGGUUCCCUUGGGUUUCUUCCCAGGAAGCGUGCUGCUCGCCACAGAGGCAAAGUGAAAGCUUUCCCCAAGGACGACCCAACCAAACCUUGCAAGCUUACAGCUUUCUUGGGUUACAAAGCUGGCAUGACCCACAUUGUCAGAGAUGUCGAAAAGCCUGGAUCAAAGCUCCACAAGAAAGAGACAUGUGAAGCAGUGACAAUCAUUGAGACACCUCCCAUGGUGGUUGUUGGAGUUGUUGCCUAUGUCAAAACCCCUCGUGGCCUCCGUUCUUUGAACACUGUUUGGGCACAACAUCUCAGUGAAGACAUCAAAAGAAGGUUCUACAAGAACUGGUGCAAAUCCAAGAAGAAAGCAUUCGCCAAAUACUCCAAGAAAUUCGAAUCCGAUGAGGGCAAAAAAGACAUUCAAUCCCAAUUGGAAAAAAUGAAAAAAUACGGAACUGUCAUUCGUGUCCUAGCUCACACCCAGAUAAGGAAAAUGAAGGGAUUGAAGCAGAAGAAAGCGCAUUUGAUGGAGAUUCAAGUGAAUGGAGGAACAAUUGCUCAAAAAGUUGAUUUUGCUUAUGGGUUUUUUGAGAAACAGAUUCCAAUUGAUGCUGUUUUCCAGAAAGAUGAAAUGAUUGACAUUAUUGGUGUGACAAAGGGUAAAGGUUAUGAAGGUGUGGUGACACGUUGGGGUGUGACUAGGCUGCCACGUAAGACCCACAGAGGUCUACGUAAGGUGGCGUGUAUCGGAGCGUGGCAUCCUGCCAGGGUGUCAUUCACUGUUGCAAGAGCUGGUCAGAAUGGGUAUCAUCACAGGACUGAAAUGAAUAAGAAGAUUUACAAACUUGGAAAGACUGGACUCGAGUCUCACACUGCACUCACUGAGUUUGACAGGACUGAGAAGGAUAUAACACCAAUGGGUGGGUUUCCUCAUUAUGGUGUGGUGAAGGAUGAUUAUUUGUUGAUUAAAGGGUGUUGUGUGGGGCCCAAGAAGAGGGUGGUGACUUUGAGACAGUCGUUGCUUGCUCAGACCUCCAGGCUGGCGCUUGAGGAGAUUAAGCUCAAGUUUAUUGACACGUCAUCCAAAUUUGGGCAUGGUCGUUUCCAGACUACACAGGAGAAGCUUAAGUUCUACAAUCGCAUGAAGGCUUGAAGAAUUUUGAGGUUUUGAAAUAUGAUGGAUCAUGAAAUGUUGGUUUCUUUUGUUUUCUGGUUAUGUUUUGAAUUCUGAAAAGAAAGACCAGUUUUGGUUUGAGUUUUGUUUACUUGAGACGUUUGAAUUUGUAAACGUUUUUUGGUUAAUUUCAGGAUCUUUAUUUUACAAUUCAGGU
Molecule: messenger RNA, 1441 nt
Organism: Lactuca virosa
Lineage: Eukaryota; Viridiplantae; Streptophyta; Magnoliopsida; Asterales; Asteraceae
Source: the annotation of a GenBank genome assembly